UUAAUUUAUAUUUUAACUGUAUAUAAAAACUAAAUAAAAAAAAAAAAAAAAAAAAAUUAAACUAAUGAUUUACAUUGUAGUUAUUUCGUUUAAUAGGAUUGUUUUUUGUAAGAUUGUUGAUACGACAAAUGGAAACUACCGAAGCAAUGUUUUCUCUAAGUCAAUCGGACAUUUGCCGACUGUGUGCAAUAAGUAAUACUUCAGGAUUUUUAAUUUACGAAAAAGUUGAUGCAGCUGAAUCGGCUAUUGCAGACAUAAUAAAUCGCUACUUGCCCAUUCAAGUUUCUGAAGAUGACGAGUAUCCAAAAAUAAUAUGUUCAAACUGUAAGUGUCAAUUAGACAUAUUAGUAAAAUUUAUUGAUGAACUAUUAGAUGGUCAAUUGUUUCUCAAAAAUAUUCACAAAAUGUACAAGUCGAAACAGUUUCCUUCAGAUGAAGAUGUACCCUUGGUUGAAGAAAGAACAAUAACUCAUAAGAAUAAUCUUAACAUUAAAGAAACUGAUACGGAAUUUGUUUGUGAAACUUGUGGGUUAACUUUAGCUAACAAAAAUGACUUAAUGAUUCAUCUAAAAAUGCAUAAUGAAGAACAAUUAAGUAUUGAGUUGAAUGUUGCUGAAAGAUUUUCCUGUGAACAUUGUAAAAAAACUUUUGCUCAUAAAAGUGGACUAAAUACUCAUUUACAAACACAUAAGGGUGAUAAAAAAUAUGAAUGUAUAAUAUGUAAAAAAAAAUAUUAUCAAAAUGGUAAUCUGCAAGAACACAUACGAAUACAUACCGGAGAAAAACCUUUCAGGUGUGAAUAUUGUUCAGUAUCAUUUAGAACAUCAUCUCAGCAUAAAACUCAUAUACGAUGUCAUAGUGGUGUUAAACCUUAUAAAUGUUCAGUGUGUAAUAAAUCUUUUCCUCAUAAUAAUACACUGAAGAGCCAUUUAAGGCGUCAUUACAAUGACCGGCAGUACAGCUGUGAAUUUUGUCCAAAGAAAUUUAUUGAUCGUACAGCACUUGUCAGACAUUGUCGAACGCACACAGGUGAAAAACCAUAUUAUUGUAAUAUAUGUCAUAAAGAUUUUGCUACAGUUACAAAUUUUAACAAACAUAAAAAAACACACAUGAAAGAUAAUAAUUCCACUGUAUGGGAACUCACAACAAAAUUCCAAAAAGGCAAUUCAGAAAUUGAUUAUAUUAGUGCUACGUUAAUUAAUGAUAAUGAUUUAGAUGCAUCAAGUAGAACAGAAGAUAUAUUUUUAAUUAAUCAAGUUAAGGAUCUCAACGUUGAUAUGCCAACAAAUAAUGAUAGUAAUUUGGAUGAUCUACUCAAUGUUAACACUUCAUUUACAUCUUUAAAUUCUAUUACUUUUAAUGAAUCUAUCUUAGAAUUAGAAAACAAUGUUACUUAAUGUACUGAUAUUUAUUUAAA
Messenger RNA from Sipha flava (yellow sugarcane aphid), 1417 nucleotides. Its product is annotated as zinc finger protein 554-like. Gene Ontology annotation, biological process: regulation of transcription by RNA polymerase II. The transcript has 8 exons. Gene Ontology annotation, cellular component: nucleus. The coding region runs from base 129 to 1397 and encodes 422 amino acids. Lineage: Eukaryota; Metazoa; Arthropoda; Insecta; Hemiptera; Aphididae. The record is from RefSeq and is a predicted model, not a curated record. Gene Ontology annotation, molecular function: DNA-binding transcription factor activity; zinc ion binding; RNA polymerase II cis-regulatory region sequence-specific DNA binding.